Medicago truncatula (barrel medic) is the source of this 772-nucleotide messenger RNA. Its product is annotated as NAC domain-containing protein 104. The coding region runs from base 121 to 678 and encodes 185 amino acids. The record is from RefSeq and is a predicted model, not a curated record. Gene Ontology annotation, molecular function: DNA binding. Lineage: Eukaryota; Viridiplantae; Streptophyta; Magnoliopsida; Fabales; Fabaceae. Gene Ontology annotation, biological process: system development; regulation of DNA-templated transcription. The transcript has 3 exons.
CAUAUAUAACAUAACAUAACAUAAUACUAUAUGUUAUAUAGUGACAAACAUAUAGCCCAAAUUUAGUGUCAAAGUCUUUGGUUUUAAUUAUAAAAGUACGUAUAUGUAUAUAUAUAAGAAAUGAUGGGGAGUGAAAGCAGUGUGAAGCUUCCACCUGGGUUUUACUUUUCUCCAACAGACGAAGAACUAGUCCUUCAUUUUCUCUAUUCCAAGGCUUCUUUACCAUAUCAUCCUAACAUCAUACCUGAACUUCACUUGUCUCACCAUGAUCCUUGGGAAAUAUACGGUAAAGCAUUGUCAAGUGAAAAUGAGCACUACUUUUUCACGGAAGUGAAGGAAAAUAGAAGCACUGAAAAUGGAUAUUGGAAGGAAAUUGGGGUCACAAAACCUAUAAAUAAAUUGGGAAUGAAGAAGUACCUUGUAUUCAACCUUGGGGAAGGAAUUGAAACAAGUUGGGUAAUGGAAGAAUAUCAUAUUUCCUCAUCUCCGGAUGAGAAUUGGAGCAAAUGGGUUUUAUGCAAAGUUUAUGAAAAGGAAAAGAAGAUGUCACAAGAAGGUGCAAGCUGUUGUUAUAGCGAUGAGGAUAUUGAUGAUAAUGGAACAGAUGUGUCAUGGCUAGAUGAAGUUUUUAUGUCCUUAGAUGAUGAUGAUCUUGAUCAAACAAGCCUACCUAAUUAGUUAAUGAUUAGCUUCAAUAUAGUGUAUAUAUUACUCAAUAUUAAUACUUAAUAUUAAUUAGAAUAGAUCUUUGUGCUUGAGGUUUGAAUUUCUA